AUGAGCAAAGAUAGCCUGCUUUCAUUAGGUAGCAUUGAUGAGGAGACUAGCAGCAGCUCAUGUCUCUCCUCAGUGCGCAACAUAUUGAAGCAGUUGUGGUGCGAUUCUUGCGAUUACUCCAAGAAUGCGGUGGAGAUGGGGCGAAAGGAUCCAAGAAAAGUGGUUUAUGCUCUCAAGAUGGGCUCUGCAUUGGCUCUUGUUUCAUUGCUUUUAUUUUGGGAAAUGCCUAUUAAAGAUGCGUCCCAGUAUUCAAUCUGGGCUAUCCUAACUGUCGUUGUGAUGUUUGAGUUCAGUAUAGGGGCGACGUUCAUCAAGGGAUUCAACCGCGGUUUAGGUACCUUUUUCGCGGGAAUGCUGGCCUUUUUAUUUGCUGGGCUGUCAGUCUUGGCUGGACCAGGGGAAAAGAUUGUGAUUGUUAUAAGUUUCUUCAUCAUUGGCUGUUGUGGGUCGUACUUGAGGCUUUACCCUACUAUGGUGCCGUACGACUAUGGAUACCGCGUUUUUGUGCUCACGUUCUGCAUCUUAAUGGUGGCUGGGAACAGAAAUAGGGGCUAUGUGUUGGCAAUUCUAACUAGAUUGGUUCUGAUUGCUCUUGGUGCUUGCAUCUGCUUCACCAUUAACAUCUGUGUCUACCCUAUCUGGUCCGGAGACGAUCUGCACCGCCUCGUGGUGAAUAAUUUCAACGAGCUUGCCACAUCUUUGGAAGGUUGUGUGAAUGGCUACUUGAGGAGUGUCAACUACGAAAGAACGAGCAGCCGGUUCAUGGCUCAAGCAUCCAGUGAUCAGAUUGGCUACAAAUCAGUCAUAGAAUCUGCAAGCAGAGAGCAAACCUUGUUCGGGUUUGCAAUAUGGGAGCCGCCUCAUGGGCGCUACAGAAAGCUUCACUAUCCGUGGAGGAUGUAUGUGAAGACGAGCAAUGCGGUUAGGCACUGUGCUUACACUGUGAUGGCACUCCAUGGAUGCAUUAUGUCAGAAAUUCAGGCGCCACCGGAUAAAAGGAGGGUGUUCUUAAGCGAGUUCCAGCAGGUGAGCGUCGAGGGAUCAAGAGUUCUGCUCGAGUUGGGAAGCAAGAUAGAGAAGAUGGAGAAGCUAGGAGCAGUCAAGAACAUUCUAGAACAAGUGCACGAGGCGGCUGAGCAGCUGCAGAAGAAGAUAGACCAGAGAUCAUUCCUUCUAGUGAACUCCGAUAGCUGGGAGGUUGGCAGCCACAGGAAGGAUCUAGAAGAACUUGAUGAUCUUCCACAACACCAUCUUUGCCAAAAGUCAUUGAGUGAAACUUCGAUUUAUAUACAAAAGCCUCUGACGAGGAAUGUGAGGAGGCUCGUGCCAUGGCCUUCCUCAUUUUGUUUGGAAGGUGAUGGAGUGGUAGUGAUUGGAGAUGGCGAGGCCAAGACUUGUAAGAGCGCGAGCGCCUUGUCACUUGCCACGUUUGCCUCGCUGUUGAUUGAGUUCGUGGCGAGGCUGCAGAUUGUGGUGGACUGCUUUGAGGAGCUUAGUGAGGAGGCAGAGUUCAUGGAUCCUGAUGUUGUUCUAACAGAAAGUGGAGGCCUUUGGACAAGGCUAGUGAGAUGUUUGAGUUACAAGUGAUGAUUUUUCGUUGUAUAGUUUAGUUGCAGAUAUUUGAACUUUAGUUAGUUAGUUGUUGCGUGGGAGUUGGGAGUUUUGAAAUAUAUAGUCAAGAUUGGAGAUUG
Salvia splendens (bonfire salvia) is the source of this 1691-nucleotide messenger RNA. Its product is annotated as aluminum-activated malate transporter 9-like. The record is from RefSeq and is a predicted model, not a curated record. The transcript has 6 exons. Lineage: Eukaryota; Viridiplantae; Streptophyta; Magnoliopsida; Lamiales; Lamiaceae. Bases 1 to 1587 code for a protein of 528 amino acids. Gene Ontology annotation, biological process: malate transport.